This is a messenger RNA of Malassezia japonica, 1791 nucleotides long. RefSeq lists its product as uncharacterized. Gene Ontology annotation, cellular component: nucleus; mating-type region heterochromatin. Gene Ontology annotation, biological process: replication-born double-strand break repair via sister chromatid exchange; pericentric heterochromatin formation; regulation of DNA repair. Bases 1 to 1791 code for a protein of 596 amino acids. Gene Ontology annotation, molecular function: NAD+ binding; histone deacetylase activity, NAD-dependent. The record is from RefSeq and is a predicted model, not a curated record. The transcript has 3 exons. Lineage: Eukaryota; Fungi; Basidiomycota; Malasseziomycetes; Malasseziales; Malasseziaceae.
AUGCUGGUCGUGCGUCUUCCGGCGCAAGGCGAGGCGCCUGCGCGUACUGCGGGCCCGUCACAAGCGCACAAAGCGGAAAAGACGCACACAGAGAAGAAUUUGACAUGCGAGCCACCGCCGGAUAUUCAUCUGCCGGCGUAUGCGCGCGUGUCGCACGAGGUCGAGCUCGACCUGGGGCGUGCGGGCAUCUCGGUCUCGUCGCCUGCGAAUAUCCCCGACUUUCGCUCGGCGUCCGGGCUGUUUACCAAGCUCAAGGAGCGGUAUCCUGAUGCAGGCCUCUCGAGUGGCAAGGACUUGUUUGACGCACGUUUGUUUAAUUCGGAAAGUUCUACCGCGCUCUUCUAUACCAUGAUGGCCGAGCUCAAGGAUAUGGCCGAUGCCGCGCAGCCGACGCUCUUCCACCGCCUGCUAAAGCGCCUUGACGAGGAAGGGCGCCUGCAGCGCGUCUAUACGCAAAACAUCGACGGGCUCGAGGCCAAGGCAGGGCUCAGCUUUGGGUUCCACGACGAGGAUCACGAGGCAGAGGCGGCCGGGAAGCGGAAACGCAUGCCGCAGCGCAGCAAGGCGUUUGCACGCUCACAGUCCGACUCGGUCCUUAUGGGCGUCUCAGGCACGCAGGAAAAGGUCAAGCCUCUGUUUCCGCGUGCGAUCCCUCUGCACGGCAGCCUCUCGACGCUGAGCUGCGCGCUGUGCUCUUAUACGCUGCCGCUUGGUACUGAGACGCAAAAGGCGCAGACUGCGCUGGAGCAGAUGCGCGCCGGCCUGCCGGUGUGGUGCGAGCAGUGCGAGGCAGCGGACGAUCUGCGCACCGCGGCCGGCCUGCGGUCACGGGGCGUGGGCCGCAUGAAGGUCGAUGUGGUCUUGUACAAUGGCGAAAACGACACGGCGGAGCGCGUCGGAGCGUGCGUCGAGCGCGAUCUCCUGGGCCUGCGCGAUCCCAAUGAGCCCAUGGUGCCCGAGACGCCCUCGGAAGAGCGCGCGCGUGUCCGGAGAGAGCAGGCUAUGGCACUGCGUACGCAGAGUCUCGCGGCUCCGGUGCAGCCCGCGCUCAAGGAGGAAGACGAAGAGGUGGGCGACCUCUCCAUGAACGCCGACGAGCUCAGUGCGGACUCGGUACUGGGCGGAGCCUUUUUCGACGAUGCGCCGAGUGCCGAGGCGCCCAAGGACGAGAAAGCAAGCCCUGCGCCGCAGCCCUCCGUGGAUGCGCCGCCGAAGCCCGAGCCCGCGGCGCAGGCUCCGCCGCCCGUGGUGCAAAAGCCGAAAACGCGCCUGAAGCCAUUGCCGCCGGACCUGCUCAUUGUCGCGGGUACGAGUCUCAAGGUCCCCGGCACGAAACGUAUCGUGCGCGAGUUUGCCAAGGCGUGCCGUGCGCGCGAUGGCGCUGCCGACGACAGCGUCACGUCGCCGAUCCGUACCGUCUAUCUGAACUACGACUUCCCCGCGGCCGCGCGCGAGUGGAGCGGGACGUUUGACGUGUGGAUCCAAGGCGACGUCCAGCAAGCGGCGCUUGGCCUGUGCGCGCCUUGCGACGCAUCUAAAGACCCGCUGGAAGCACACAGGGCGCGCCAUUCCUGGCACACGCACACGCACCACGUCGAGGCAGCGACGCAGGCCAAGAAAGCCGCGGAUCGUGCCGCGGCACGCAUGCAGCGCACCCGGAGCCAUUCCUCCUCCACCGCACCCUCCGCGCGCCCGCUCUCCCGCUCGCAGUCGGAGAACGCGCAGCCGGCGCUGCGCUUCGCCUCGCACAAGCUGAGCACCGCGCGCCGCGCCGGCAAGCCCCGCCGCUAG